This is a messenger RNA of Aureococcus anophagefferens, 2667 nucleotides long. RefSeq lists its product as hypothetical. Gene Ontology annotation, molecular function: protein binding. The record is from RefSeq and is a predicted model, not a curated record. The transcript has 4 exons. Bases 1 to 2667 code for a protein of 888 amino acids. NCBI's taxonomy places the organism in Eukaryota, Pelagophyceae, Pelagomonadales, Pelagomonadaceae.
AUGAAGGUCGCCCUGGGCGACUGCGAGGAGAACGAGCUGAAACCCGCCAUCUCGCAGCUCUCCGGGGCCCUGAAGGGCGGCCACGCGCUGAUCGCGACGGACGCGCCGCGGGCCGCCAUCGUCGCCGCCCUCGAGGGCUGCCGCGCGCCCGAGUUCGCGACCGCGGGCUUCGUCCCGGACGAGCACGUCGUCCUCGAGAAGGGCGACCUCGACGUCGCGAAGUACCCCGUGUCCAUGCUCGCGGUCUUCAAGAAGAUGGACAUGCCCGUCGAGGUCCAGGACUCGAAGCUCGUGCUCAUCGACAACUUCCGCGUCGCGAGCAAAAACAAGCCCAUCUCCGCGGAGCAGGCCAAAAUGCUCACGCACAUGGACCUGAAGCUGCACGAGUUCGCGCCGGCCGUCGUCGCCGCGCUGAUCACGCCAGCGCAGCGGCUCGCGCGUCCGCGGCGGCGGCAACCCACAACAAUCCGCAUGGACUCGACGGAGCUCGACGUCGGCGGUGUGCGGCUGUCGAUCUACGACGGGCGCGUCGCGCUGCAGUGGGACGUGCGCUACCGGCGCGAGACGGCGCCCGCGGCCGGCGCGUCGGCCGUCGACGUCCGCGAGUCGCCGGGCAAAGGGCGCGGCGCGUUCGCCGCGACGAAGAUCGCCGCGGGCGCGUUCCUCGGGACCUACGCGGGCGACGCGCUGACGGGCGACGACUACGAGGCGCGCUACGGCGGCGCGGCCGUGCCCGAGUACGUCGUGCGCGUCGACGGCGACCUCUACCUCGACGGCCGCGCGGCGGCGGACGCGGAAACCUUCACGCCGGCGUUGCUGAACCACGGCGGCGGCGACGCCGCGAACGUCGUGCGCUACUGCGCGUCGCGGCGGCCGCCGGUGAUCGACUUCUUCGCCGCGCGGGACGUGGACGCGGGCGAGGAGCUGCUGUUCGACUACGGCGACCAGUAUUGGGCGGGCCGCGCCGACGCGCCCGACGACGCGGGACCCGAGGCCGAGGCCUUCGACCUCGACGCGCCGUUCCUCGACCCGGACGACAAGCGGGACCAGGGCGUCGUGCUGGAGAAGGUCAAGGGCUGGUACCGGGCGGACCCGCAGGCCUUCGAGGCCGCGUACGUCGGCGCGGUCAUCGCGGUCGGCGUCUUCUUCGCCCAGUUCGUCGUGCGCUGGUACAAGUACAACGUCUGGCUCCCGCCGGCGCCGCCGGACCUCGACUCGACCCUGGACGUGUUCACGGGCGGGCUGCUCCUCGCGUCCGCGAGCCACCUCCUGCACCGCGGCGAGUCCUUCGGCGCCCUCGACAAGCAGGGACGCGACGAGACGCCCUGGACCUACGCCGCGAUCGCCACGACCGCGGCAAUCUACGUCGCGUGCUGGGGCCCCUGCUCGCUGGCGGCCGUCGCCCUCGCGACGGCCUACGGCGACGACGCGCAGCGCCUUACGACGAUCCGCUGCUGCCUCUGCGAGCUGGCCCACGGCCUCAACGCCUGCGUCGUCAAGGAGACGAGGCAUUGGAUAUUCUCCGAGCUCGACAGCGACGUGUGGCACACGCUCCUCUUCCUCAACGGCGCGUGGUAUCUGCGGACCCCCGAGCCCUGGGCCGUCGCGCUCUUCGCCGCGGCGCGCGUGGCCUGCGAGCACGCGCCGACGAACACGGGCGGCCUGGUGCGGGUGAAGGCGCGGCGGCGCGGCUCGCUCGAGCGCAUGGACGAGGCCCUCGCGAAACCGCCCUCGCUGCUCGGGAAGAUGUUUCGCUUGUCGGCGGGCUACGCGGUCUGGUACGUGCUCUCCAUGGCGAUCCUCCUUCGUGAGCACGUCGGCGACGUGGCAUUUCUGCUGACGCUGGUCUGGGCGUUUCCCAUGACGCUCAUGGUCGCGUCGCACUACCUCUUCACGAAGGAGCUGUGGUCGUUCUUGCUCGCGCACAUGGCGAACCUCGUCACGGCGAACCCGGCGCUGAUCGGCGUGGCGCCCCUGUUUCUCUACUCGCGUCUCUUCACGCUCGCAACGAUGUGCCUCGGCGCCACAGCGAAAACUGGCACCCCGCCGCGCGCCGUGCUCUUCGACUUCGACGGCUCCCUCGCGCAGUCCGAGGAGGCGCACCGCAAGCGCUUCGUCGCUGCGUGCGGCGUCGAGUGCGACGUCGACCGCUGGAUGGACCACUGCGUGGGCCACAGCACGGAGUGGAUCGUCGACUACCUGACGGGCGCCUGCGAGCCGGCGGUGCUCGCCGACCUCCGCGCGCGCGCGACGUCCGAGGCGUUCUUCGCCGACGUCGCGCUCACGGCCGGCGCGCGCGAGCUCCUGGAGGCGCUCGGCGACGCCGGCGUGCCCUGCGCCAUCGUCUCGUCGGGCCUCCGGGCCUACAUCGAGGGCUGCCUCGCGCGCUGGGGGCUCGAGGUCGCGUUCGUCGUGGCCGGCGACGACGCGGAGCCCGCGGAGCACAAGCCGUCGCCCGAGCCCUACCUCUACGCGGCGGCGAAGCUCGGCGUGGACCCGCUGGACUGCGUCUGCGUCGAGGACUCGCCGAGCGGCAUCGAGGCCGCGCUGGCCGCGGGCAUCCCGUGCGUCGCGCUCCGCAACCCCGCGAACGCGGGCCGCGGCGACCUCCUCGGCCGCUGCACCGUCGCCGACGACCUCCGGGACCGAACGCCCUUCCUCGCCUAA